GAAAGAGAGAAGUACCCAGUAGUAGUAAUGGCGGAGGAGGCGGUGGACGUGAGCAACAAACAGAUCAUUUUGAAGCAUUAUGUGAGUGGCUUCCCCAUUGAAUCUGAUUUUGAGAUCAGGACAACCCCCAUUCGUCUCAAGGUCCCUGAAGGCAUUCCAAACGCUAUUCUCGUGAAGAAUCUCUAUAUCUCAUGUGAUCCUUACAUGCGCAACCGCAUGUCCGAGAUGGAAGGAAGCUAUGUCGACUCCUUAGUCCCUGGCUCUCCUAUAACAGGAUUUGGUGUGGUUAAAGUUUUGGAUUCUACGCAUCCAGACAUGAAGAAAGACGAGUUCUUUUGGGGAUUUACCGGAUGGGAAGAAUAUAGUCUUAUUACAUCGACACAGUCUUUGUUUAAGAUUCAACACACACAAGUUCCACUUUCUUAUUAUACAGGAAUUCUUGGUAUGCCUGGUAUAACUGCUUAUGCUGGUUUUUAUGAGAUAUGCUCCCCCAAGAAAGGAGAAAAGGUCUUCAUAUCUGCUGCAUCUGGAGCAGUUGGUCAGCUUGUAGGUCAAUUCGCAAAAUUGCUUGGCUGCUAUGUUGUUGGAAGUGCUGGAACUAAAGAAAAGGUGGAUCUCUUAAAAGACAAGUUUGGAUUUGAUGAAGCUUUUAAUUACAAGGAAGAGGAUAACCUUAAUGCUGCUCUGAAAAGGUAUUUCCCAGAUGGGAUUGACAUUUACUUUGAGAAUGUUGGGGGGAAGAUGCUUGACGCAGUACUCCCGAAUAUGAGACUUCGUGGGCGUGUUUCAGUAUGUGGAAUGAUCUCGCAGUACAACCUUGAGAAGACAGAAGGUGUUCACAACUUGUUCUUCCUUGUAUCUAAACGAAUUCGAAUGGAAGGUUUUCUGGUGCUUGAUCAUUAUCACCUUUAUCCUAAGUUCUUGGAAAUGAUUCUGCCCCAUAUUAAAGAAGGAAAAGUGGAGUAUGUGGAAGACAUUGUUGAAGGUCUGGAGAAUGCUCCAGCAGCUUUGAUUGGUCUCUUUACUGGACGGAAUGUUGGGAAGCAAGUGGUUGUGAUUUCCCAUGAAUAAAUUAUACCAUUGCUUGAUAGUUGAUACUUUUUCAAAGGACACUAGCUGUAGGAAAAAUAUAAGGUCAAAAAGUUGGUUUUUUGGUUUGUUAUGUUUAAUUUGAUACUAUUUGAGAAUGUUUUUAUC
Impatiens glandulifera is the source of this 1197-nucleotide messenger RNA. Its product is annotated as 2-alkenal reductase (NADP(+)-dependent)-like. Gene Ontology annotation, molecular function: 2-alkenal reductase [NAD(P)H] activity. The transcript has 5 exons. Bases 28 to 1071 code for a protein of 347 amino acids. NCBI's taxonomy places the organism in Eukaryota, Viridiplantae, Streptophyta, Magnoliopsida, Ericales, Balsaminaceae. The record is from RefSeq and is a predicted model, not a curated record.